This is a messenger RNA of Triticum dicoccoides, 1580 nucleotides long. Its product is annotated as beta-carotene 3-hydroxylase, chloroplastic-like. Gene Ontology annotation, molecular function: beta-carotene 3-hydroxylase activity. Bases 209 to 1120 code for a protein of 303 amino acids. The transcript is spliced from 6 exons. Gene Ontology annotation, cellular component: chloroplast. The record is from RefSeq and is a predicted model, not a curated record. Lineage: Eukaryota; Viridiplantae; Streptophyta; Magnoliopsida; Poales; Poaceae. Gene Ontology annotation, biological process: carotene metabolic process; xanthophyll biosynthetic process.
UUCUCCCCCCUGCUACUUCUUCCUCCAGGUUUGCACACGCGUACGAAACCAAUCCUCUCGGCGGCUUGACGUCUUUGCCUUGCUUCUUGAUUGAGUCCAGUCACCUCUCUCCUCUUCCCCUUUGGAGCUCCCUCGCUCCGUCCCUGUCCAUUUAUAGCCUCCGAGAAAGUGCAGUGCGCCCAAGGGAGUGUACCGAGAGCCUCCCUCCAUGGCCGCUGGUCUCUCGGGCUCCACCAUGGCCAGCUUCGCCGUCAAGAACCCUCUGCUCGCCGCGGCCGCGCGCUUCCGGACGCUGCCUUCCCGCGUCGGCCGGCCUCUGCCGUUCUCCCCGUUCACGCGGACGGCGCGCAGGCGCGGGCAAGAGACCGUCACGUGCUUCGUUCCGCAGGAGGGCCAGGCGCCCGGCCCGGCUCCCGAGCCCGUGCCUUCGCUGGAGGAAGAGGCGGCGUCCGCGGCGGCGCGCCGCGUGGCGGAGAGGAAGGCGCGGAAGCAGUCCGAGAGGCGGACGUACCUGGUGGCCGCCGUCAUGUCCAGCCUCGGGGUCACCUCCAUGGCCAUCGCCUCCGUCUACUACCGCUUCGCCUGGCAAAUGGAGGGCGGCGAGGUGCCGAUGACCGAGAUGCUGGGCACGUUCGCGCUCUCCGUCGGCGCAGCGGUCGGGAUGGAGUUCUGGGCGCAGUGGGCGCACAAGGCGCUGUGGCACGCGUCCCUGUGGCACAUGCACGAGUCGCACCACCGGCCGCGCGACGGGCCCUUCGAGCUCAACGACGUCUUCGCCAUCAUCAACGCCGGGCCGGCCAUCGCCCUCCUCGCCUACGGCUUCUUCCACCGCGGCCUCGUGCCCGGCCUCUGCUUCGGCGCGGGCCUUGGGAUUACGCUUUUCGGCAUGGCAUACAUGUUCGUGCACGACGGCCUGGUCCACCGCCGGUUCCCCGUCGGCCCCAUCGCGGACGUGCCCUACUUCCGGCGAGUGGCUGCCGCUCACAAGAUACACCACAUGGACAAGUUCGAGGGGGUACCGUAUGGGCUUUUCCUGGGACCCAAGGAGCUGGAGGACGUUGGUGGCCUCGACGAGCUGGAGCAGGAGCUCGCCAGGAUCAACCGGACUCGGAGCAUCUGAAGGACUCUGGACAUGGCGGCAUACGCAGCUAGAAGAGCCUUGUGAUCUCAUCUAGCAGAUGAACUACAUUUCAAGAUUUUUUGUUACUUUUUGGUGGUUGCUAUUGAUUUAAUUGAUGGUUCUGGAGAACGGGAGUCCAGAACCGGAAGCAAGCUAAUGAUCAGGCAGUGGUGGUGGUGUACUCCCCGUUACUCGGCUGCAGGGUGCGUGGUCGCGUGGAUGUGUGCAAACAGUUCUAGGAAGAAGCACAGAUGGUUCAUGAGGCUGUGACAUGAUUUUAUUCUUUUUCCUGCCUUCGAGGUCUCACCACGUCCAUAUUUUUGUUUUGUGGAGACCCAACUCCAUGUCUUGCUCUUAUAUAUGGCUAGAAACUACGCUUCUGUGUAUAACAAGUAGAGAAGGUUGUGAACCACUUCAAUGAAAGUAAAAGUUGGCGGUUGGCAAGAACGCUGGAGAUUCA